CUGCCCAUCCCAAUGGACUAGCUCUGGCAUCCCAUAGGAUAGUGAGUUGGGGGCAAAUUUACCCUGCGGGAGCUAAGACUUGAUCAGCGCCUGAGGGUGAAAAGGAGCAUUUGGCCUAGAGGUGUUGGAGGCAGUGUCACAAGAUACAGAGAGAAUGUCAGCAAACAGGACAGUUUUGGAUCAGCUCCUGUAUACGUACCCCGAGUGUGAUGGCUGGAAGCUCUAUAUGGAGGGGGCUAUUUACCACCUGGGAAAUCUUCUUCUCCUUCUUGGUUUUAUGGGUGGCAGUGGGAUCUUUGGAUGCAUCUACAUCUUUGGAUUUCUAGCCACUGGCUUCCUGUGCGAUGCCCUGUGGGGCUGGCUCUCUGCUUGUGGGGUGGACAUAUUUGUGUGGAAUCUCAUGCUGCUGAUCAUAUGCCUGGCACAGGUUGGCCACCUUUUGUACCGGUUGAGGCAUGAGUCCUAUGGGGAGCACUAUGAUGCCCUCUAUUGCACACUCUACCAGCCCCUACAGGUGCCACUGGAAGUCUUCAAAGAAAUUGCCCACUGCAGUGGGAGGGAGGUCCACUACUUGAGCGCAGACCAAAGCUAUGCCCUGGAGGGGAAGACACCUAUUGAGCGUCUGUCUCUACUACUCUCUGGGAGAGUGAAGGUGAGUCUGGAAGGUCAGUUUCUGCAUUAUAUCUUCCCAUACCAAUUCCUAGACUCCCCUGAGUGGGAGUCCCUGCGGCCCUCUGAGGAAGGAGCAUUCCAGGUCACUCUCACGGCAGAGACAGACUGCACCUUUGUCAGCUGGCCUAGGAAGAGGCUUUACCUCCUUUUGGCCAAGGAGAAGUACAUUUCCCGACUCUUCUCUGUGCUUCUUGGCUUUGAUAUUUCCCAGAAACUCUAUGCCCUCAAUGACAAGCUCUUUGCCAAGUUUGGCCUCCGCUUUGAUAUCCGUCUGCCGAGCCUCUACCAUGUUCUGGGUCCAUCCUCAGACUCAUCUGGGGAAAUUGCGCCUGCCAUGGAGCCUUCUCAUGUUCAUCAAGAUCCAUCUCCCAUACAAAAGAUGGCACCAUCCCUACCUCAGCAAGCACCAAUCAGCAGGGACCACCGACCAGAGAGUGGCAUUCUGGGUGAGGAUUCCACCAGUCUAAUCCUGGAGGAUUUUGCUGAGCUGCCUGGUUCCUAUAUGGAUUAUGUGAGCGAGGGAGAGUAUAUGAAGUGAGAGGGUAUGGCAGCUCCCUGUGACUGUGUCCUGCAGAAGGGCCAUCCUCGUCUUCUUUCAUAUGAGCGAGCUCCUCUUGCCCCAACUAACACUCCGGAACUCUAGGGAACAAGUCAGGGAACCAGGUCCCACUCUGAGCACAAGCCACUAGUGUGUGUAAUUGUGUGUGAAUUCCCACUCAGGAGUCCUCCAGCUUUGUGUAUAGACUGUGGGAGUGACCAGUGAAGCCCAGUGGAACAAGGAGGCUGGUGUUGUCUCAGUACAGAAUUCCAUGGUGUAAAUAUAGAGGAUCUUGGAUACAAGAGUGUGAGCAGCUGGAAUGUUUGUGCCCAACACAUUGCUAAUUGUGCCUCUUCUGCAUACGGAUAAAAUACCCUCAGUCCUUAUUCACUGGAUCCAUGAUGGCACCGAAGCUCUGUGGGGAAACUCUGUUUUAUAUGUGACAGCACCCAUGUACCCAUGUGCCUUCUCCUUGCCCCCCCCCCACACUAUUUCCUCACAUGUAUUGUCCUUGCACUGAAUCUUGGGGUUUUCAGUUUCAUUAAAGUUUUAUUUAUGCACUUUUUAA
Molecule: messenger RNA, 1778 nt
Organism: Xenopus laevis (African clawed frog)
Lineage: Eukaryota; Metazoa; Chordata; Amphibia; Anura; Pipidae
Gene: popdc2.S
Product: popeye domain containing 2 S homeolog
Biological process (GO): heart development; regulation of membrane potential; striated muscle cell differentiation
Cellular component (GO): sarcolemma; membrane
Molecular function (GO): cAMP binding
Source: RefSeq, marked provisional